This is a messenger RNA of Podarcis muralis (Common wall lizard), 2691 nucleotides long. RefSeq names its product small ArfGAP2 (gene SMAP2). NCBI's taxonomy places the organism in Eukaryota, Metazoa, Chordata, Lepidosauria, Squamata, Lacertidae. Gene Ontology annotation, molecular function: GTPase activator activity. Gene Ontology annotation, cellular component: cytoplasm. The record is from RefSeq and is a predicted model, not a curated record.
CCGUCAGUCGCUGCCUGGAGACGCGCGCACGCGCACGUCUUUUUCCUCUUCCCCCCUUCCUUCCUCUUUUCUCUUUCUUUCUUCCUCCCUUCCCUUCCCUUCCCUGCCCGCCUCUCUCCGUACCUUGACAACGUCCUCCUUCGCCACCACCACACCGGGGGCUAGGGGUCUUCGGGCUCCCCCUGCUUCCCUUUGAGGGGCCAGAAGGGCUUUGUGUGGGAGGGGAGAGCUGCGGCUGAGGGGCUUUUUGUAUUAUUAUUUUUUUGGGGGGGGCGUCCUUUGCUGGAGUUUUAGGCGGGGUUUUAAAGUGGCCACAGGCACCGCCCGUCCCCUCCCCCCCCCCGAAGGUGGCGGUGGGAGGCUCCGGAGUCCCUCAGGAAAAACCCCUCUUGAGUCGCCCAGGGUCGAAGGUACACCUGAGUGCCGGCACUGCAUGUAUAUCUGAGGAAAGAGAGCCAUCUCUUAUCUGCAAUGACAGGCAAAUCGGUCCGGGAUGUGGAUAGAUAUCAGGCUGUCCUUGCCAAUCUGCUGUUGGAAGAGGAGAACAAAUACUGUGCAGACUGUCAGGCCAAAGGGCCAAGAUGGGCGUCAUGGAAUAUUGGUGUUUUCAUCUGCAUACGUUGCGCCGGAAUCCACAGGAACCUGGGUGUCCACAUAUCCCGGGUAAAAUCUGUCAAUCUGGACCAAUGGACACAAGAGCAAAUACAGUGCAUGCAGGAGAUGGGGAAUGGCAAAGCAAAUCGCCUCUAUGAAGCUUACCUUCCGGAGAACUUCAGGCGACCUCAGACGGACCAAGCAGUGGAGGGCUUUAUCAGGGACAAAUACGAAAAGAAGAAGUACAUUGACAGAAGCCUCGACAUCAACGUGUUGCGAAGAGAAAAGGAUGACAAAUGGAAAAAAGAGAUAGCCUCAGGGAAAAAGCUGGAGCCAAUAAUCUUUGAGAAAGUGAAAAUGCCUCAGAAGAAAGACGACUCUCAUGCCAGGAAAAGUCCUUCCAGAUCUUCUGAGCCCGUCAUGGACUUGCUGGGACUUGAUGUUCCUGUUUCAACGACCCUCCCCAAUGGCAGAUCAAGUAGCUGUUUAGAGAAGGACUUGGACCUGUUUGCCUCCAUGACCUCUGAGAGGAAGGUUGUUGGCUCUAUGCCCACAGCUGGGAGUGCUGGUUCUGUUCCUGAAAACCUGAACCUUUUCCCAGAGCCUGGAAGCAAGUCAGAAGAAAUGGGGAAGAAGCAGCUCUCAAAGGAUUCUAUCCUCUCCUUAUAUGGCUCCCAGACCCCACAAAUGCCUGCACAAGGAGCUGUGUUCAUCACCCCAGCCCAAAUGGGGUACCCUGCAGCAUACCCCAGUUUUCCAGGCAUGCCACCCCCCAGCAGCAUGAUGGGUGGCAUGAUGGCACCACCAGUUGGGGUGAUGGCACAGCAGGGAGCAGCUGGCAUGGUGGCACCCAUGGCGAUCCCAGCGGGUUACGUAGGCGGCAUGCAGACAGCAGUCAUCGGCGUCCCCAAUGGGAUGAUGCCAGCACAGCAGGCUGGGUACGUGGCUGGCAUGGCACCCGUCCCACCCCCCGUAUAUGGGGUGCAACCAGCACAGCAGUUACAGUGGAAUAUUGCCCAGAUGACGCAGCAGAUGGCUGGGAUGAACUUCUAUGGCACAAAUGGAAUGGUGGGCUAUGGACAGUCUAUGGGCAGAGGAGGGGCCCAAGGAACCAAUCAAACCCUCAGUUCCCAGGUGUGGAAAUAAUACACCAGGAUUUUGGACCUUUUGUUUCUUCCUUUGCUUCUGUUUUCUUGUUUGAGGGGUUUUUGUUUGUUUGUUUGUUUUCCGCAUUAUUAAAAAGUUGCUCCCUGAGGUUAUUUUAAGGUUUUGCUUUCCAUUCUGGUGAUCUUGGCUGGACCUUCCCUGUAAUAAGGGAAACCUUCUCUGCUGCUUUCCAACUCCACAUCCAUGGAACUGAUGAUGGAACUGGAUAUUUCACUAUCUUGGCUCUUUAAACUAUGUGAGCGUGCACAUAAGGUGGGAGGUGGCCUGUAUUUCAGAAAUCAGGCCCCUUCUCUGAGGUUUACGAUCUCUUCUCCCCCCUCCCCCAUACCAAAAAAAAAAGUUAUCUUGCCUUCAUCCUUUUGCCUUUUUUCUACUGAACAUUCCAUUUCCACACACACACUAUGGAGUUUUCCAGAACUAGUUCCACCUUUCAUGAGCUUGGAAUUUAUUACCCUGGAGCUGGUAGAAUUCCCAUGAAGCCCCUGAGCACAAAUCUUUUUUUCUGGAACUGUGAACAAGAUGGGGUGAAAUUGGCGCCACUUUGAAACAACUGCUUCUUCUUUCUAACCACCAGUGGUGGCAACCUAUUUAAACAACCUCUCCUCUCCCCGCCUGCCCACCAAUAUUUUCUUUCUUUUACAUUUUAAUGACCUAAUUGAUCAAAGGGCCAAGACUCUGGCAAGUUUUCUCCUUGCACUUUUUUUGCACUUUUUUGUUUUCCUGUGUAACACACACACUUGCCAGCCUGAAAGUUUUAGUGGUGGAAUACAAACUAUGGGACUGGGGUGGUCUGACUUUCCUCAGCAACUACACAGAGGAAGAAUAUCCAAUCUGUGGUUUUGAAAGAAAGCAUAAAUGAAAGCUAGGCAUCUUCUGUCUACUUUACCUUGUGUAUAUGUAAAUUCCUUAAUAAAAAUAUUGCAGUGAAAC